AUGUCCGCAAGAUUCAUUCUCGCAGGAGCAGCCAUAAUGGCUAGCUUCAUUCGAGCACAAGCGAGGCUUGACUUGACCUCUUCAAGCAACAUCGCCCUCUAUUGGGGUCAGAACUCAUACAACCAGGCCAGCGGCGACUAUGAACAACAAAACCUGGCAUACUACUGUGAGCACACAGAUGCCAAUGUUUUUCAAUUGGCUUUUGUUACUGUUAUUAACGGUCUCGGUGGCGUGCCCGUGAUCAACUUUGCCAACAUUGGCAACAACUGCACUACUUUUCCUGGCACUUCUCUUUUGUACUGCCCUCAAGUUGGUGACGACAUCAAGACAUGCCAGGCAGCUGGCAAGACUAUCCUCCUCUCCAUCGGCGGUGCAACCUACUCCGAGGGAGGAUUCGCUUCGACAGAUGCCGCUACUGCCGGAGCCAAGUUGAUGUGGGAGACCUUCGGCCCCAACUCUAACAGCUCGGCUCUCCGCCCCUUUGGAGAUGCCGCUGUUGACGGAUUCGACUUUGACUUCGAGGCCACUGUUCGUAACAUGCCUACCUUUGGUAACGCGCUCCGCACUCUCAUGGAUGCCGACACCAGCAAGCAAUAUUUCUUGACUGCCGCCCCACAAUGCGUUUACCCCGAUGCUGCUGACAACGAGAUGCUCAACGGUGCCGUCGGGUUCGACGCUAUCUGGGUCCAAUUCUACAACAACUACUGCGGAGUCAACAACUACGUCGCCGGAGCCACCACUCAGAACUACAACUUCAAGACCUGGGACACCUGGGCCAAGAACACCUCUGCCAACCCUAACGUCAAGGUCUUCGUCGGUGUUCCCGGUAACACCGGCGCUGCCGGAGCCGGCUACCUCUCUGCCUCUGCCCUCCAGCCUGUCCUCCAGUACUCGGCUACCUUCUCCAGCUUUGGCGGUGUCAUGAUUUGGGACGCUAGCCAGGCUUAUGCCAACAAUGGCUUUCUCUCCAGCCUCGCUUCAAGCUUGGGCAGAAAAAGUUCCCGCAUUAUGCGUCGCCUUGUCGACCGCCCUUACUGGUAA
Molecule: messenger RNA, 1041 nt
Organism: Talaromyces marneffei
Lineage: Eukaryota; Fungi; Ascomycota; Eurotiomycetes; Eurotiales; Trichocomaceae
Exons: 3
Coding region: 1-1041 (346 amino acids)
Biological process (GO): carbohydrate metabolic process
Cellular component (GO): extracellular region
Molecular function (GO): chitinase activity
Source: RefSeq, a predicted model, not a curated record